This is a messenger RNA of Dibothriocephalus latus, 702 nucleotides long. The record is from the annotation of a GenBank genome assembly. Lineage: Eukaryota; Metazoa; Platyhelminthes; Cestoda; Diphyllobothriidea; Diphyllobothriidae.
AUGCAACAAAAGUUUGGAAUCAAACACUUUGACUUCUUUCCGCAGACUUUUUGCAUACCAACUGAGAUUGAUAAACUAAAGGAAGCCUGGGACAGUGAGCCUUCGCCACAUCAGUGGAUUCUGAAGCCUCCAGCGUCCGCGAGGGGAAUCGGCAUUCGGCUCCUCAGCAAAUGGUCCUAUGUGCCAAAGAAACGUCCCUACAUUGUACAGAAGUACCUGCAUAACCCCUUCCUCAUAAACAACAGCAAAUUUGACCUGCGCAUCUAUGUGUUUGUCUACUCCUUGAAGCCCCUCUGCGUGUUUGUUCAUGAGGACGGUCUUGCAAGGUUUGCCUCUCAGAAAUAUUCCAAUUCACCGCGCCUGGUGGGAAAUCGGUUCAUCCACUUGACAAAUUAUUCUGUUAAUCGUCUAAAUGUUGAGUACAUUGCGAACACUAGUGAAGAGAGCUGCAAGGGUCACAAGUGGAGUCUGAAAGCGCUCUGGUCCUACAUGCGCAGCCAAGGCAUAAACACAGACAAGGUUUGGGCUGAUAUUAAGGACGUCGUUGUGAAAACAUGUCUCGCCACGGAGUCACUUCUAAAGGCCGCCGUGGAUACCUACUGCGUAUCGAGAUUCUCAGUACAAGAAUUAUUUGGAUUCGACAUUUUUCUGGACGAAAAUUUGAAGCCCUGGCUGCUGGAGGUGAACGUCUCCCCGAGGUAA